Messenger RNA from Melitaea cinxia (Glanville fritillary), 1316 nucleotides. RefSeq names its product protein yellow-like. The coding region runs from base 37 to 1263 and encodes 408 amino acids. The transcript has 3 exons. The record is from RefSeq and is a predicted model, not a curated record. Gene Ontology annotation, cellular component: extracellular region. NCBI's taxonomy places the organism in Eukaryota, Metazoa, Arthropoda, Insecta, Lepidoptera, Nymphalidae.
UCUUAUAAGUUUAAUGUAUUUUAUUAUUAUUUCCAGAUGAUAUUUAAGAUAAUAAUUUUAGCUGCGAGUCUGGUAAUAAGUAGCAAAAGUAUUCAAAUACAAACAAGUUCUAUAGGCACUCUGUACCGCUGGAGGCAGAUUGACUUUGAUUUUCCGACACCCCAACAUCGAGAGCAAGCUAUCCGGAACGGUGAAUUUAACCAAAUAAAUGUUAUACCUUUGGGAAUCGAGCGAUGGAGAAAUCGAGUAUUUGUAAGUACUCCGAGAUGGAAGAAGGGUGUACCAGCAACGUUAUCGGCUUUACCCGUUAUAGCCCGGACAGAGUCACCGUUGCUCGCACCCUUCCCGAACUGGGACUGGCACAAUGCAGGUAACUGUACAGGAUUCACUUCAAUAUUCAGAAUGAGUAUUGACCAUUGCGGAAUCAUGUGGGCCCUUGACUCCGGCCAGGUCGAGGCCUUUGAAACACCAAGACAAUUAUGUCCACCUACACUGUACGCUAUAAAUCUACAAACAGACACUGUGAUCGGCCGUUUCCCUAUCCCCAGUGAAUUCGUUUUACAAAACUCGCUUAUUACUAAUCUCAUCGUUGAUUCAAGAGAUGCACAGUGUAGAGACUUACAUGUUUAUAUUGCUGAUGCCUGGCGAUUUGGAUUAAUCGUAUUUAGAAGCUCUGACGCUGCCUUCUGGAGGUUUAGCCACUAUACGUUUUAUCCGGAACCAUUACUUUCAAAUUAUACUCUCCACGGCUUAAAUUAUCAAUGGUCAGACGGAUUGUUUGGCAUGUCCUUAGGUAAAUACCACAAUGGUGAUCGACCCCUAUUUUAUCACGCUAUGUCUGCCUCACGAGAGUUUGUUGUUAAAACUUCGGUUAUACGUGAUCCAUCACGUGUUAAUAACGCUGUGGAUGAAUUUAAACUUCUUAGUGAGAGUCGUGGUCCGAUGGGACAGGUUUCCGCCUCAGCUGUAGACCGCAAUGGAGUCAUGUUCUUCAACCUAAUUUCACUUGACAGCAUAGGAUGUUGGGACACGCGUGAUGAGUAUAAGGUUGACAAUUUAGACAUCGUAGCGUGUAAUAAUGUCACGAUGAUAUUUCCUAACGACUUGCGAAUUGACCAUGAAGUACCGCAGAUUGUGUGGGUUAUUACAAACAGAUUACCGAUGUAUCAGUUUAAUUUAAUCAAUCCUAAUGAUUACAAUUAUAGAGUAAUGUAUAUGGACCCAGUAAGCGCUGUUCGUAAUACUGUAUGUCAACCGAUUUAAUUUUUUUUUUAUAUAGUAUAUAUACAUAAUGAAUAUAUAAUAUCAGAAAUAAA